AUGCUGAGGAAAGUUGCGGACCCGCGCAUCAGCGCGCCUGAUUCAGCUGCAACCCCUUCCAUUCCCACACCGACUAGUUGGAAGCGGGAUGGGUCGACCGACCCUAAAGACGACGUUCAAAAACGUCAAAGGCAUACGGAAAUUCCUGCUGCUGUGACACUUCGCACUUCCAUGAGUUCUGCGGCCCCGGGUACCCUCGCCACAAUACCAAGUACUGGAACUGACCGUCGCGACGACGUCUCUGCAGGAUUCGUUCAACUUGGUACUGUUGAUGCCCGUGAUCGUCAACGAGAGCAGGCGGUGGUCUGUGAAUCUCGACACGUCGUCGAAGAGUUUGAUCACGAGAUGCAUGGUCUGCGUGACCGCGUGGCGCGUCCUGAAGGACAACUGGAUCUUCUCUUGAGGGUUCCUCGACUUGUGGCGUCGCCAACUCUUUCGAUGCAAGCGCCUCGUGAUCCACCAGCGACAAAUCAAGAUAAAGCUUCAGCAAGACGACGUAAACACUGGGUGUGUUUGCCUCUUGCGUGGAAGGUUAAGCGUAUACGCUAUGCCCUUCUUGAACACAACUGUAAACGGAUGAAUGAAGCGAGGACGCAACUUGGCCCUAUAGACCGCUGA
This is a messenger RNA of Peronospora matthiolae, 618 nucleotides long. Lineage: Eukaryota; Oomycota; Peronosporomycetes; Peronosporales; Peronosporaceae. The record is from the annotation of a GenBank genome assembly.